AUGCCUCGUUCUUCUCACACAGAAGAAUUAAUUUUCGAUCUUGAAGUAGAGAAGAUCGCGCGUAGAACGAGAAAAGAAACCAGACAACUCAGAGAGGAGCAAUCCAGUGUGACAUCUCAAAGACUAGAUCCAGAGGCUGAGUUGACAGAUUUACGUGGCGAUAAUUCGAGUGAUUCGUACCAAGAGAACGUCGUCAUGGCAAACACACAAACAUUAAGGGAGUUGGCUGCUCCAAACUUGACCCAACAACCUCUUUGCAUAACUUUUCCUCGCCUUAGUGAGAAUGCAGCUUUUGAAUUAAAACCUGAUCUAAUACAUUUGUUGCCUACUUUUCAUGAUCUGCCAGGAGAGGAACCCCAUAAACACAUACAGGAAUUUGAUGUGUACUUCUACGAGGGGCUACUGAUGAACGAUAGAAAUAUCAUUGAUGCAUCAAGUGGUGGUGCACUGGUGAAUAAGACUACCCAAGAGGCAUGGGAACUAAUCGAGCGAAUGGCAGAGAACUGCCAGCAGUUUGGUACGAGAAAGGAUGUUCCUAUGAGAAAUGUCAACGAGUUACAAGAGGAGGGAACUGAGCAAGCAAACAUGGCUGGUAACAUGCCCAUGCCACGUAGACAGUAUGACCCCUAUUCUAACUCAUACAAUUCGGGUUCGAGGGAUCAUCCAAAUCUGAGUUAUGGGGGAAAUAAGCAACAAAAUUUCAUCCCUAAUAGACAGCAAGGCUUCCAGCAACAAUAUCAAACAAGGAAUCAACCCUCCUCUGCCUCAGGUAUGUCCCUAGAAGACAUGGUUAAAACCAUAGCCUCUAAUACUAUGAAAUUUCAGCAGGACACUGAGGCCAGCAGUCAAGAGAUGAAGGUGCGUAUGCAAAACUUGAAAAAUCAGAUGAUUCAAUUGGCCUCAAUUGUCAACCGACUGGACUCCCAGGGAAAGGGAAAACUUCCAUCCCAACCUGAGGUGAAUCCCAAGAAUGUAAGUGCAAUGACCCUCAGGAGUGGGAAAGAGGUUGAAGGACCAGCACCAGUGGCUCCGAAGGACAAGAAUGAGGACCGCAUUGAGAAGGAGCUUGAGGAAGAAGGAACGCCUGGCACAAAUAAAGAGGUAAUACGUAACCCAGUGAUUCCAGUUAAGCCUAACCCACCACCUUUUCCUAGCAGGUUGGAAAGGCCUAAAAAGCAAGACAAGGAAAAGGAAAUUCUGGAUAUGUUUAGGAAGGUGGAGAUAAAUAUCCCCUUACUUGACGCAAUUAAGCAAGUACCCCGGUAUGCCAAAUUUUUGAAGGACCUAUGCAUCAAUAGGAAGAAAUUGAGGGGAGAUGAAAGGAUAAUUGUAGGAGAGAACGUAUCCGCAGUGCUUCAAAGAAAACUUCGGCCCAAGUGUGGAGACCCACGUAUGUUCACUAUCCCUUGUAAAAUAGGGAACACUAGCAUUAGGAAUGCCAUGUUAGAUCUAGGAGCCUCUAUAAAUGUGAUACCCAAGGUUAUUUAUGCUUCUCUAAAUUUGGAUCCCUUAAAGGAAACUGGCAUUAUAAUUCAAUUGGCUGAUAGGACUAAUGUUUAUCCCGAUGGGGUGAUAGAAGAUGUGUUAGUGCAAGUGAACAAUUUAGUGUUCUCGGCUGAUUUUUAUAUUCUUGAUAUGGGUGAUGAACACUCUCCAAAUCUAUCACCAAUUUUGUUGGGGAGGCCCUUCUUGAGUACGGCUCGUACAAAAAUUGAUGUUAGUGAGGGCACCCUAACGAUGGAAUUUGAUGGACAAAUAGUUCAUUUCAAUAUAUUUGAGGCUAUGAAAUAUCCGUGUCAUUCUAAUGCUAUUUUUGCUGUGAGUGUAAUUGACCCUUUUGUGUAA
Coffea arabica (coffee) is the source of this 1845-nucleotide messenger RNA. RefSeq lists its product as uncharacterized. Lineage: Eukaryota; Viridiplantae; Streptophyta; Magnoliopsida; Gentianales; Rubiaceae. The record is from RefSeq and is a predicted model, not a curated record.